UCGAAAUUGACAAGGUUAGUAGCGUCAUUUAACGCAUAUGAUGAUUUUGCCCAAAACCAAAAAAAGAAAAAGAAAAGUUAUGUCCGUAUAAAUAUAAAAAUCCAUCACCACAUUCAUACAGCAAAUGCACUAAACUCUCCCACCACAUCCCAUUCCCAUCCCAAUUUUCACGCACAACACACACCGAGCUCCGUCAUGGGCGCCACCGCCAACGGCACGUCAGCUCAGCCCCUCAAGUUCCUGAUCUACGGUCGCACCGGCUGGAUAGGCGGCCUGCUCGGCAAGCUCUGCGAGGCACAGAGCAUCGACUACGUCUACGGGUCGGGCCGCCUCCAGAACCGGGUCGACCUGGAGGCCGACAUCGCCGCCGUCAAGCCUACCCACGUAUUCAACGCCGCCGGCGUCACCGGCCGCCCCAACGUCGACUGGUGCGAGUCUCACAAGGUCGAGACCAUCCGCACCAACGUUGUCGGCACGCUCACGCUCGCUGACGUCUGCAGAGACAAAGGCCUCGUUCUCAUCAACUACGCCACCGGCUGCAUCUUCGAGUACGACGCCGCGCAUCCGCUCGGCUCCGGUAUUGGCUUCAAGGAGGAGGACACGCCCAAUUUUAUCGGAUCCUUCUAUUCCAAGACCAAAGCAAUGGUUGAAGAUUUAUUGAACAACUAUGAGAAUGUCUGCACUCUGCGAGUCAGGAUGCCCAUCUCAUCUGAUCUUUCUAACCCUCGUAACUUCAUUACAAAGAUUACUCGUUAUGAGAAGGUUGUGGAUAUACCAAACUCCAUGACAAUCUUGGAUGAACUUCUUCCUAUAUCCAUUGAGAUGGCAAAGAGGAAUCUCACCGGAAUCUGGAACUUCACAAAUCCUGGAGUUGUGAGUCAUAACGAGAUUUUGGAGAUGUAUCGGGACUAUAUAGACCCUAAAUUUACUUGGAAGAACUUCACUCUUGAGGAGCAGGCUAAGGUGAUUGUGGCUCCAAGGAGUAAUAACGAACUUGAUGCCUCAAAGCUGAAGAAGGAAUUUCCCGAACUCUUGUCCAUCAAGGAUUCCCUCAUCCAAUAUGUAUUCAAGCCAAACCGAAAGACUCCUGUAGCUUGAAGAGCACAGGUCCUAAUGUUUGCCUUGGGAUGACAAUUAGAUUUUUUUUUUUUUUUUUGCUCUUCCUUUAUCUGGGCUUGAAUACUUUUACUCUGUUAUUCCUGUUACCACAUUACAUGUAAGAGCUUGUUGUUCAUUUGUUGAUUCUGUGUUGUAUUAAAUUGCUAUUUUUAAUAAAUGAGAUGAAAUGUUAAUUUACUA
Molecule: messenger RNA, 1299 nt
Organism: Salvia miltiorrhiza (redroot sage)
Lineage: Eukaryota; Viridiplantae; Streptophyta; Magnoliopsida; Lamiales; Lamiaceae
Product: bifunctional dTDP-4-dehydrorhamnose 3,5-epimerase/dTDP-4-dehydrorhamnose reductase
Exons: 2
Coding region: 196-1098 (300 amino acids)
Biological process (GO): S-adenosylmethionine biosynthetic process
Cellular component (GO): methionine adenosyltransferase complex
Molecular function (GO): methionine adenosyltransferase regulator activity
Source: RefSeq, a predicted model, not a curated record